AUGCCAUAUCCUGAGGUGUCUGAUGUUCGCUAUUUUCAGAAUAAGCUAAUAGAGGAGGAGUUAGCAUAUGACACAAACGAGUUGACUCAUAUAAACUUAUAUACGGAACAAAAGAUGACUCAUGAGCAAAGAUCAGUAUUCGAUGAGAUACUCAAUGCUGUUAUUACAGACUCUGAUGGUUUUUACUUCGUUUAUGGGUAUCGUGGGUGUGGUAAGGCAUUUAUUUGGAAUGAACUUUCUUCUGCUAUUCGGUCUAGAGGAAAGAUUAUUUUAAAUGUUGCAUCCAGUGGAAUUGCGUCUUUACUCCUACCUGGUGGCAGAACGGAUAAUUCUAGGUUUUCAACACCCAUUACAAUUACUGAUGAAUCUACUUGCAACAUCAAGCAUGGCAGUUUAAAGGCUGAGCUGUUCAUCCAAAGUAGCUUAAUAAUUUGGGAUGAAGCUCCAAUGCUCAAUAAAAUGUGCUCUAAAGCACUUGAUCGGACGAUCAGGGAUCUUAUGUCAGUUGCCAAUCAACAUAAGCACAACAACCAUUUGGUGAUACUGAAUGUUGGAAAUGAAAAUAUUGGUUCUACUGUUGGUGAUGAGUCAGAAGUUAAUAUUCUAGAUGAUCAGCUAAUUACAACCGUUGAUGACCCUUUCUAUCAUUUGGUAGAUUUUGCAUAUUUAGAUUUGUUGUAA
Messenger RNA from Arachis stenosperma, 681 nucleotides. RefSeq lists its product as uncharacterized. Gene Ontology annotation, biological process: DNA repair; telomere maintenance. Gene Ontology annotation, molecular function: DNA helicase activity. The record is from RefSeq and is a predicted model, not a curated record. The transcript has 2 exons. NCBI's taxonomy places the organism in Eukaryota, Viridiplantae, Streptophyta, Magnoliopsida, Fabales, Fabaceae. The coding region runs from base 1 to 681 and encodes 226 amino acids.